AUGGCAACUUCAUCUUCGAACUACUACAAGAGCCAUUUGGACAACUUGGGCAAGGAAAACAAGCAGCUAAAGCAGAAGCUGGAUAAAAUCGAACGCGAAAACAGAGAUCUCAAGAAAUCGAUUUAUGAUCUCACCAUGAAGUACCACAUGGCCACGGCCUUGCCAGGCAGUGGCCAUCCCGGGGCGACGCAUCAUCACAACCACGUGCGGCCUAAGCCGUUCAAUGUCGACCAGGCGCUACUUCCCGAUUCACCACUCGAUUCGCCCACCCUCACAACCGAGCACCCGCAUCCCACACCUGCGCCCACGUCCGCAUCUGCCGCCAUCAAGCACCACCUUGCCGACGAUGCACCCAGCGAGCGCAAGGGCAGGGGAAGGGAAGACCUUCGUCGGUUUCACAGCAAGCACACCUUCAAGGGCCACACGGGCGCCGUGUACUGCGUGGGCUUCGCGCCUUCGGGCCGUCUGCUGGCCUCGGGCUCCUUCGACAAGAGCGUUCGUCUGUGGGACCUCACCCAGCAGAAGGAGGUGGCCUGCCUGGCCGAGCACCAGCUCAAUGUGUCCGACCUGGCGUGGGCCGGCGACAGCACCGAGCUGCUGUCGGCGGGCUUCGACAGCGUCGCCAAGCUCUGGGACGUCAACCGAGCCGAGUCCAUUCGGACGUUUGCGGCUACCGGCUUCCUGCAGGCGGUGCAGUUCAGCCCGGCCGACAGAAACCUGGUGUUCGUGGGCAGCACCAGCAAGCAGGUCCUGGUCUUUGACAGGCGCCAGAACGAACCCGUCCUCACCUUCGCCAACGACGCGAUGGUCAACACCAUCCACGUGUACAAGGACGGCGAGUUCUUCUUGUCGGGCGACAGCGAGGGCAACAUCAAGCUCUGGGACACCAAGUCGCCCGGCGCACCGCUCGACAAGGUGGAGAACGAAGAAGGCCACAAGCCCAUCUCGCACAUCCACCUCUCGAGCACGCACGCAUCGGAGGAGGAGGAAGGCCACUACCUCGCCGUCAACAGCUUCGACAACGUGCUUCGAGUCUACGAUCGCGGGAGCGGCAUCAUCGGCGGCGGGAAGGAAGCGGCAGAGCGACCGCUCGGCAGCAAGCUCAAGCUGGUCUCAUCGCUGACGGGCCACAAGAACCACAACUGGCCCAUCAAGAGCGCCUUCCACGUCGGCAAGGACUAUGGUCGGACGCCGUUCAAGCCCGCCUCCGACUAUGGCAUCCCGACCACCGAAGCGAGCGAGGAUCCCAGCGACAAGAAGCAUUCGCAGAGGGAGAAAAGCGUGACGGACCGCCUCAUGUUGGCCACCGGCAGCGCUGACAACCACGCCUACCUCUUCGAUCUGGGGCUGCACAACGAGGUGACGGGAGAGCUGGUGCAGAAGCUGGAGGGGCACACCGGGCGCGUGUACGCCGUCAACUUCCACCCGUCGGAGCCCCUGCUCGCUUCGGCCUCUGCCGACCACAGCAUCAAACUGUGGUGUCCCAAGUCGGUCCCGCGAGGCUACUGA
Acanthamoeba castellanii str. Neff is the source of this 1509-nucleotide messenger RNA. RefSeq names its product WD repeat domain 5B, putative. Gene Ontology annotation, molecular function: protein binding. Bases 1 to 1509 code for a protein of 502 amino acids. The record is from RefSeq and is a predicted model, not a curated record. The transcript is spliced from 12 exons. Lineage: Eukaryota; Discosea; Longamoebia; Acanthamoebidae.